CAGCAGUUUGCACCCAGCAAAAGUGGUUUCUUCGGGAAGCAAUGUUACCUUGCACAUGGGGUCACGAUGGCUGAGGCAUGCCUUGUCUUACAUUAUGGUGUAGUGGGAAGGAGUGCUAUUGGGCAAUGGAUGCACACAGCAUGGCUGUGUAGAGCGUUAAUCAAUUGAGGAGCGUACCUAUUGGCUGCGGUUGUGGCUGCUGAAGUUCUUCCUCCCACGGAGAGUCGUCUUUCUCUAAGCAUUUCUGGGCUGCGUAGUCGAGGCUGUGACAGUCGAGUGACCCGACAGCUUGGUCGAGGUGGCCGCUGUACAAGUGUAUCUGCUUAUAGAUCAGGGUGUGGAACAUUGAACGAGUACAUAUAACUCAUGUUCAAGUGUAUUGCCCAAUUUCAUGAGCCAUCCAGCCCAAAUUAAAACCUUUUUAUUUUCGAGUUCUACUAUUAGUUAUACUUUACAAAGCCUUUGAACAUGCCUUACUUCUGGGAUUUUCGUACUGUCCUCGACGUCGACCCUGAGAACGAUCGGACUUGCGUUGGUACUGCGCAAAAGGGCGAAAGGUGCUGCAAUCCAAUCAACAGGGCUGAUCGGGCCACAGCAGGCCUCUUACUUGAUCAAAUGGACAGAUCAAAGAGUUUCAAAAGUUCCAUCGAUGAAUUAGAAAUCCUUGCGGAAUUACUUCUCUGCAAACCCGUUCACAAUAAUCACAAAGCGAAAGCAUACCUAUCUCAGGUAGACACAAUUACCGCCGAAUGGACGAUCAUAGUAGAGGAAGAAUAUCGAUUGAUGAGAAAGCGGAAAGGGAAAGUAAGGGCAGAGAAAGCGAAGAAAGAGCUUCUGCGAAUGGCAGAAAAUGCCAGACACAUGAAGGCUGAGCUAGAAGAGGAGAGAGCGGACAUAAAGUCACAUAAGUCCUCGAAGUAUGAGCAAGGAGCUCGCCAGAAAUCAGACCAGAAAGAAGUUGCUGGACUUGAAGAUCCUUUCGUAUCAGCUACAGCUUCUGCUAAGUCGAGCACUAUCAUCUACAAUCCAAUACAGUCAAAUGGAGGUGGAAGGCAGAAGGUUAAAAAAUCCGAGACUGUGGUCAAGGUCGAAGCGGUGUCAAUUAAAGAUCCAGAACCUCGGGUUGUGCUCAAGACCAACACUGGCCUGCCAACACCAGACCAGACUCCAGAAGAUUCAAAGGACCAUACUGAACAACCCAAAGUUCAAGACAAGACCCCAUCUAAGGCCCCGACGAAGCUCAGAGAUGAGAAAACCAAUCCAUCCCUGACGCCUCCGUUGAGCACGAAAGUUAUCCGACAAACCACAGAAUUCACUUUCGAGUACGGACCAGGUCUCGAUACCCAAAAGAAUCUCAAGAACAAAUUGGAAGGGUUGAAAACUGUCACUGAACAGACUUGGUCUUUUCCUGUCUUCAACGACACAAAAGAACAAGAGGAGGCCAUUUCUACGAAUCCGAGUCCAUUGAAGCAACUUCAUUCGCCAACAGCGCUGGAUGCGCAAAUCGCGCGUAUCCCGCUAGGAGCAAAAAGUGUUUCUUCACAUAACAACUUGAAAACGAAGAAGGCCAAGCAAGCAGAGUAUGAAUUCGGAAACCAGGAAAAUACACCUUUCAAGAGCUUCAACUUCGAAAGUAGUGCUCUAGGUUCUAUGCUAGCCAACGGAGUCUUCAGCAAAGACACUCCUCCACCACCUCCUAUUCUAGGUCCACUGUUCGCCUUUGACCACUCUCCAGAAAGGAACUCUUCGAGGUCAGGAAGCAAGAAAGAAGAUUCACCUCUACCAGAAACUCAAUCUACCUCGAUGUCUCCUCCUGAUUCAAACUCACCAGUCAUCAUGAAAGCUCAACCCGUCCAAGAAUCCGAGUCUAACUCAAUGCCUCAACAAUGGCCAAACACCACAAAGUCCAAUGAAAACAACUAUAUCCACCAGGACACAGACAAUGCCUCAACCACCGACAUCGAAGCCACCACACCAACAACAAUUAUCGAACAACCCGCCCUGUUCAACCCACCCUCACCUCCCAAAUCCUACACACCAUCCAAACCCCUCCCUCCACCAAGAAAACAACCCUCCCCACCCCCAACCUUCGGCACAGCCCUCAUCAUCCCCCCCUCCGCACCCUACAAAACCCACCUCCCGUCCCGCCGCUCGCAAUACAUGUCACCACCAAAACCAGCGUCAGAAGAUAGCUACACCACCGACCUGCAGAUCUGGGAACGCAUUACGGCUGCGGAGAAACCGCUCCCGGGGUUACCUUGGGAGCCUGUUAAGCGGGGGGGUGGUAGUGUUGGGCUAGGGUUAGGAAUUGAUAGUGGAACCACGGUUGACGAGCAGAAUGACGAUCAGGACGUAGGCUGUUUGGGAUCGCGGAGGUUGAGAGUGUUGGUUAGGAGGGCGUUUGGGAGGCAGUGAUUUGAGGUUUAGUGAGUGAUUUGGAGUUUGGGGUGUUGGGACGGGGAGUUUGUUUGAUAUACCCAUUGACAUUUAGACUUUCUUUUAUGGUUUUGAUAGCGAUGAAAUUUCGAAAUUUUUAUAAUACAGUAGUUUGAUAUGCGAGCGGGGAUUCCUGUGGUUGUAUGUGCGAGCUAUAACAACGAUGAGGUUGCUUAGAGGAUUUAUGUUGUAAAUCGACCGGACAUUCCAAGGUACCGGGCAUUGAAAUGGAGACCGACAUUAGCAUGCCGAGAAGCUUUAAACCGUUACCCGAGAAUGAGCGGUUUAGAAUCCGACAUUCACUGGUCUGAAAUGAGAGAGGCUAGUGUAACAUGUAUCAUCCGGGAGAAUGGCAAGCCUUCGAAAGAAA
Molecule: messenger RNA, 2806 nt
Organism: Mollisia scopiformis
Lineage: Eukaryota; Fungi; Ascomycota; Leotiomycetes; Helotiales; Mollisiaceae
Exons: 2
Coding region: 469-2415 (648 amino acids)
Source: RefSeq, a predicted model, not a curated record